UGCCAACCAUUAACUCGGCAUUUUCUUUAGCUCUCCGUGCCAACCAUUAACUCAGCAUUUUCUUUAGCUCUCUCUCUCUCUCUCUCUCUCUCUCUCUAAAUCCCAACAAACUGAGAUAUGCUCUGACGGCCAUUGACGGACUAACAGAGCUCGAACUUGAACUCAAAGCCGAAGCCGCCAUGGCCGAUAAUGCCGAGCAUGAGCAAACGCAAGAACAGGAGUACGACCGCGACCGCGAAUUCCUCACUGUCCCUCUCCUCUCCUCCCACAGAUCGAACCCAAACUCGACCUCGCAGGUCGCCAUCGUUGGCUCUCAUGUCUGCCCUAUCGAGAGCCUCGAUUACGAGAUUUUUGAGAACGAAUUCUUCAAGCAGGAUUGGAGGAGCCGUCGAAAGACUGAGAUAUUCCAGUACAUAUUCAUGAAGUGGCUCACUUGCUUCCUCAUCGGACUGAUCGUCAGUCUCAUCGGAUUUUGCAAUAAUCUUGCCGUCGAGAAUCUCGCCGGCGUCAAGUUCGUUUUCACCUCCAACAUGAUGUUGCAGCAGAGGUAUGCAACGGCUUUUUUCGUGUUUUUUACUUCGAAUUUGGUGCUCACUCUGUUCGCGUCUAUGAUCACGGCGCUUAUUGCACCGGCGGCUGCUGGAUCGGGUAUACCGGAGGUGAAGGCUUACCUGAAUGGCGUCGACGCUCCGGGAAUUUUUUCCUUUAGGACUUUGGCUGUUAAGAUUUUUGGCAGCGUGACAGCAGUGUCAUCAUCUCUGCUUGUGGGGAAGGCAGGGCCCAUGGUACACACUGGUGCGUGCAUUGCGUCAUUACUAGGCCAGGGAGGUUCGAAAAAAUAUGGUUUAACAUGGAAAUGGCUGCGAUUUUUCAAGAAUGAUCGGGACAGGCGUGAUCUUGUGACAUGCGGUGACGCUGCUGGAAUUGCUGCCUCUUUCCGCUCCCCUGUUGGUGGUGUGCUGUUUGCUUUUGAAGAGAUGGCGUCCUGGUGGAGAAGUGCCCUUCUAUGGAGAGCUUUCUUUACAACAGCUGUAGUUGCAAUUGUGCUCCGGGCUCUCAUUGAUGUUUGCUUAAGUGGCAAAUGUGGGCUAUUUGGUACCGGGGGGCUGAUAAUGUUUGAUGUUUAUUCAGCAAACAUUUCAUAUCACCUUAUGGAUGUUCCUCCUGUGCUCCUCCUUGGUGUUGUAGGGGGCAUAUUGGGAGGGAUAUAUAAUUUUCUCUUGGAUAAAGUUCUUAGAUUGUACAAUCUUAUCAGUGAGAAAGGCGUCGUUUACCGAAUCCUUCUUGCUUGUUCAAUCUCCAUUUUUACGUCUUGUCUUCUCUUUGGAUUACCAUGGCUUGCAUCUUGCCAACCUUGCCCAUUUGGUGCAUUAGAAGCCUGUCCAACAAUAGGCCGGUCCGGUAACUACAAGAAGUUUCAAUGCCCUCCUGGUCACUAUAAUGAUCUGGCUAGUCUCAUAUUUAAUACAAAUGAUGAUGCUAUCAGGAAUAUGUUCAGCAAGGGCACCGAUUCUGAGUUUCAGCAUUCGUCAGUUCUCAUUUUCUUUUUCACCUGCUUUUUCCUAAGCAUCUUUAGCUAUGGGAUCUGCGCUCCUGCUGGUCUUUUUGUACCUGUUAUAGUGACUGGUGCGUCAUAUGGACGUUUAAUGGGCAUGUUACUUGGUUCACACUCAGAUCUUAACCAUGGCCUCUAUGCUGUGUUGGGUGCUGCUGCUUUCCUUGGUGGAUCUAUGAGGAUGACUGUUUCCCUGUGUGUGAUUAUUCUGGAGUUGACCAAUAACCUGUUAUUGCUACCCUUGAUAAUGCUGGUUCUUCUCGUCUCCAAGACUGUAGCAGAUGUUUUCAAUGGAAACAUUUAUGAUCUAAUCAUGAAAUUAAAAGGAUUUCCUUAUCUUGAGGCUCAUGCUGAACCAUAUAUGAGGCAGUUGAUGGUAGGUGAUGUAGUAACAGGCCCGCUUCAGAUGUUCCAUGGUAUUGAGAAGGUUGGUAACAUAGUACAUGUCCUGAGAAGCACGACGCACAAUGGGUUUCCUGUAAUUGAUGAGCCUCCAUUGUCUGAAUCCCCAGUUUUGUUCGGCAUAAUCCUCCGUGUCCAUCUGAUUACAUUAUUGAAAAAGAAAUCUUUUCUGCCCACCCCUGUACAGACAGGUGGUGAUGCCUUCAAGCAGUUUUCAUCAGGGGAUUUCGCAAAGAGGGGUUCAGGCAGUGAUGAAAAGCUAGAAGAUGCAGAAUUCACUGAUGAGGAGUUGGAGAUGUUUGUAGAUUUGCAUCCAUUUACUAACGCAUCGCCUUAUACUGUGGUGGAGACAAUGUCCCUAGCAAAGGCUCUCAUACUCUUCCGAGAAGUUGGUUUAAGGCAUCUGCUGGUCAUACCAAAGGUCUCGUGUAGAUCUCCGGUGGCGGGAAUACUGACUAGGCACGAUUUUAUGCCGGAACACAUACUCGGCUUGUAUCCUUUGUUAGUAAGGAGCAGAUGGAAGAGAUUAAGAAUCCAUUUCCCGAGCCUAUUUAAAAUCUUUUAACGCAUCUCGCCCUAGGAUGUUGCUUGCCCUUGAAGAUGUACAUAGUAUUUUAACUGCCCCACAGCCACAGGAUUCAUGAGGAGUACAAUAGCUCCACUUUCCCAGCUAUUCAAGGAGCCAAGAGACGAAGAGGGCCAGAAAAGGGUAGUCAUAAUUUUAAUACCUAAUUAUAUUAUCUUACAUGACAUGAUGCGAUGAGGUAAAAUAUUGUUGUAUGGUGAACCAUAACAAACCAUUCUUGCUCUACUGCAGCAAAUUGCUGUACGAAAUAAUAGAUCAAUACACUAAU
Morus notabilis is the source of this 2811-nucleotide messenger RNA. RefSeq names its product putative chloride channel-like protein CLC-g. Gene Ontology annotation, cellular component: plant-type vacuole membrane; intracellular membrane-bounded organelle. Gene Ontology annotation, molecular function: voltage-gated chloride channel activity. NCBI's taxonomy places the organism in Eukaryota, Viridiplantae, Streptophyta, Magnoliopsida, Rosales, Moraceae. Gene Ontology annotation, biological process: transmembrane transport; chloride transport. The transcript has 7 exons. The record is from RefSeq and is a predicted model, not a curated record. The coding region runs from base 180 to 2522 and encodes 780 amino acids.